Hibiscus syriacus is the source of this 1766-nucleotide messenger RNA. Its product is annotated as carnosine N-methyltransferase-like. Gene Ontology annotation, molecular function: S-adenosylmethionine-dependent methyltransferase activity. Lineage: Eukaryota; Viridiplantae; Streptophyta; Magnoliopsida; Malvales; Malvaceae. The coding region runs from base 133 to 1578 and encodes 481 amino acids. The record is from RefSeq and is a predicted model, not a curated record. The transcript is spliced from 18 exons.
CAGUCGUAAGCUUACAGUACGCUUUAGGGCUUUAUUCUGAAAAGGAGGCAUUCUUUUCCUUUUCAUUUCACUUUUACGAUCAGUCAGAAAAAGGAAAGUGCAAAGAGAAACGACUAGAGCGAAAAGGAGAAAAUGUCCGGGGAGAUUGAAGAAGACGAGGAACGACGUCGUCAAAGGAAGCUUGAAGAAGCUCUUGAAGUCAAAUCCCUUCGCCGUAUUAUCAGUGCCUACCUCAAUUAUCCAGAGGCUGCAGAGGAGGAUGUCAGAAGAUAUGAAAGAUCGUUUAAGAAGCUUCAACCUGCUCACAAGGCUUUGUUGCCCCACUAUCCUUUAAAGUUCCAAAAUCUAAGAAGGUGUAUUUCUAUGAAUUCGUAUUUCAUAUUUUCCAUGCUUCAGGCAUUUGAACCUCCUUUAGAUAUGAGCCAGGAUGUGGAUGGUUGUGAGGAUCCACACCUAGAAAACAUUGAACAUGAACAUUGCCACUCUGAGGAGAGAAAUGCAUCCUCUUGCUGUUCUGCAUCAACCAGUGGAAGAAUGUGUUGUUCCAACCAUGCUCAAGUGUGUUCUCAGGAAAGAAGCUGUGUAAUGAGCAAUCCAACAGCACAGGAGGUGCAAAGUGAACAUCAACAUGUGCCCAUCUCUGGAAGCAGUGCUGGAGAAGUGGGAAAUUACAAAGACAUAUCUGCGAGUUGUGGAAAUGAUGUCAUCGAUUGCAAUGGGAAUAUGUUUUCAUCUCCACAUGACUGGUUGAAUCCAUCAUUGCAGUUGAAUGUUCCACUGGCUGAUGUUGAUAAGGUCCGUUGCAUAAUAAGAAAUAUAGUUCGAGACUGGGCAGCAGAGGGAAUGAAAGAACGUGAUCAGUGCUAUAAGCCCAUUCUUGAAGAACUUGAUGCUCUAUUUCCCAAUCGGUCCAAAGAGAGCCCUCCUGCAUGUUUAAUUCCUGGUGCUGGACUUGGGCGGCUUGCCCUAGAGAUUUCAUGCCUUGGUUUCAUAAGUCAAGGAAACGAAUUUUCAUACUACAUGAUGAUAUGUUCAAGUUUUAUUCUUAAUCGUACUGAGACAACUGGACAAUGGACAAUAUAUCCUUGGAUCCACAGCAAUUGCAAUUCACGUUCAGACAAUGAUCAACUUCGUCCUGUUUCGAUACCAGAUAUUCUUCCAGCAAGUGCAGGGAUUACUGAAGGAUUUUCUAUGUGUGGUGGGGAUUUUGUUGAAGUCUAUAAUGAUUCCAGCCAGAUCAGAUUCUGGGAUGCUGUUGUGACUUGUUUCUUUAUCGACACAGCACACAACAUCAUUGAGUACAUUGAAAUUAUAUCCAGAAUUUUGAAGGAGGGUGGAGUUUGGAUAAACUUUGGACCUCUACUGUAUCACUUUGCAGACAUGUACGGUCAGGAAGAUGAGAUGUCACUUGAAUUGAGCUUGGACGAUGUAAAGAAGACUGCUUUUCAUUAUGGUUUUGAGUUAGAGAAAGAGCAAACCGUUGAGACAACCUAUACUACAAAUCCCCGAUCCAUGAUGCAAAACCACUACUAUGCUGCAUUUUGGACAAUGCGAAAGAAAAAAACGUCUACAACAUAGCAUGCAAGAGAUAAUAUGCGUUCCUUUAUUAACAGACUCAGGUUAUAUUUUUCAUUUGGAUUUUUCUAUAUAUAAAGACAUAAUUUCCCGUUUGUUGUUAGUUUGGAUUAUUACAAAACAUAAACUGCCAUUUUUACAAUCAUUUCUUUGAUAAAAUAUAGAUUUAUGCAAUCAGCAUAUUCUGUUUA